AUGCGGCUUGGCGGCGGCUCGCGCUAUCAGAUCUUUCCGAGCCUCGUUCCUUCGGAUACGGUGGUGUGUGCGACGCCGCGGGCGCUGGAGACGUCCUUCGUGAUGGCGACGAAGAACCAGCGCAUUCUCUACGCCUCCUAUGAAGGUUUCAGCGCCUUGACGCUGCUGAACAGCUUCCCCGUCCGCCUCGCGGCGCCGAUCCACGACGUCCUCGUGAUCAACGACCUCUCCGAACACUCCGGGCUGCUGCUGGUGAACAAACGAGGGGGGUUUACGCUGAUGAAAGGCGUCUGGGAUCGGGGCUCGACGCCGACGGAGGCGGCUGUGUUCACCGCCUGCUUCCCCCCGCCGCGGGGGGGGUGGAUUGAUCUUCGGACGGUCUAUCAUGGCCCGACGCGGACGCUUUUUUACGGCGGCCCGAUUGGGGCCUCCGGGGCGACGGAGAUCCACGGCUUUCACGUCGCUGAGGAGCAAAUCGCGCAGCGGCUGGAGGUGCCGGGGAACCCUUCGCUCACCUGCCUCAGCGCGCACCUCUCGCAGCGGGCGCUGCUCGCGGGCUUCGCCGACGGCGUCGUUCGCUACUACGACGAUCGGCAGCGGCAGGGCGGGGUGAGCGCGGUCGCCGCCCUCCCCGCCGCGGAGGAUGCCAUCGGCGGGGGGGAGGCCGUUCUCGGCGUCGGCCCCAUCGCGAUGACGCCGUCGAGCACCUUUAGCAUCGCCGCGAUGACGCGCCACACACUCUGCCUGUUUGAUACGCGAAAAUUAAAUCAACCGGCGCUGCGGAUGGACGUGCGGGCCCUGCUCAACGCGGGAGAGGACGGAGGCGCUGGUGGAGGAGGGGGAGGGGCGCUCCCUUUUAUCACCUGCGGUGCGGUGGGGCUCUACACGGGGCUCAUCGGCCUCGGCUUCAGCGACGACAGCUACGCCGCGUUCAAUCCGAAAGGGAGGAUCCUCACCGAGGGAAGGAUCUACACCACCACCACCACCGCCACUACCUCCUCCUCCGCUGAGGCGGCCACGAACGCGCCGUUAAGUCGCUUUCCAAGGAGUUUUAUAUCGCACCCCUUGCGUCCACUGCUCUCCUUUGGUGGGGAUUUGAUGUUUUUCCAUUUGUAA
Molecule: messenger RNA, 1116 nt
Organism: Phytomonas sp. EM1
Lineage: Eukaryota; Euglenozoa; Kinetoplastea; Trypanosomatida; Trypanosomatidae
Source: the annotation of a GenBank genome assembly